AUGGGCUUCUUAGCUACUUGGGACGGGAAGGAAGAAUGGAAACAAAUUGAACGCAGACAAUUCACAGAAGUAUCUGGCCAAGGUGGUAUUUACGGUGCUCCAGAUAGCGUCACACUACUUUGGACCAUCGGAUGGGAUAGACGUUCUGUUAUAUUGAAAUUACUCGAUAAUGAAAAUUGGUAUACUUAUCGUUUACCAAAAUCUCCCCAUACAUUUUUUGAUCAUCGAGGUGGUUGGAAUAGUUCGGAACUGAAAGCAAUUGGUUCACAUUUACGUAUAAUACUCGAUUUUACUUAUUGGAAUGGAAAAUUGGUAUUGACAAACGAUCAAACGACUCUUCUUCAAAAUCCUUAUCCCGGACGUUGUUAUGCGAACUUUUGGUUCGAACAAUUCGAAGACUUGCAGAGUUGGGGUGAACCUUGGACAAAUGAUUUUAUUCAAGCAAAUGUUGCUUCAGAUCCGUUCUUGAUCUAUGGUUUUAAAAAGACAGUACUUCAUCUAAUGCAUAAUACAACGCGAUCAGUCGACUUUACUUUGGAAAUAGACAAGACCGGUAAUAAUCAAUAG
Messenger RNA from Adineta ricciae, 567 nucleotides. The record is from the annotation of a GenBank genome assembly. Lineage: Eukaryota; Metazoa; Rotifera; Eurotatoria; Adinetida; Adinetidae.